AGUGGUAGUAGUAGUAGUAGUAGUAGUAGUAGUAGUAGUAGUAGUAGUAGUAGUAGUAGUAGUAGUGGUGGUAGUAGUAGUAGUAGUGGUAGUAGUAGUAGUAGUGGUAGUAGUAGUAGUAGUAGUAGUAGUAGUAGUAGUAGUGGUAGUAGUAGUAGUAGUGGUAGUAGUAGUAGUGGUGGUAGUAGUAGUAGUAGUAGUAGUGGUAGUAGUAGUAGUAUUGGUAGUAGUAGUAGUGGUAGUAGUGGUAGUAGUAGUAGUAGUAGUAGUAGUAGUAGUAGUAGUAGUAGUGGUAGUAGUAGUAGUAGUAGUAGUAGUAGUAGUAGUAGUAGUAGUAGUAGUAGUAGUAGUAGUAGUGGUGGUAGUGGUAGUAGUAGUGGUGGUAGUAGUAGUAGUAGUAGUAGUAGUGGUAGUAGUGGUAGUAGUAGUAGUAGUAGUAGUAGUAGUGGUAGUAGUAGUAGUGGUAGUAGUAGUAGUAGUAGUAGUAGUAGUAGUAGUAGUAGUAGUAGUAGUAGUGGUAGUAGUAGUAUAGUUAGUAGUAGUAGUAGUAGUAGUAGUAGUAGUAGUAGUAGUAGUAGUAGUAGUAGUAGUAGUAGUAGUAGUAGUAGUAGUAGUAGUAGUAGUAGUAGUAGUAGUAGUAGUAGUAGUAGUAGUAGUAGUAGUAGUAGUAGUAGUAGUAGUAGUAGUAGUAGUAAUAGUAGUGGUAGUAGUAGUGGUAGUAGUAGUAGUAGUAGUGUAUGUAGUAGUAGUAGUAGUAGUAGUGGUAGUAGUAGUAGUAGUAGUAGUAGUAGUAGUAGUAGUAGUAGUAGUAGUAGUGGUAGUAGUAGUAGUAGUAGUAGUAGUAGUAGUAGUAGUAGUAGUAGUAGUAGUAGUAGUAGUAGUAGUAGUAGUAGUAGUAGU
This is a messenger RNA of Gigantopelta aegis, 900 nucleotides long. RefSeq lists its product as uncharacterized. NCBI's taxonomy places the organism in Eukaryota, Metazoa, Mollusca, Gastropoda, Neomphalida, Peltospiridae. The annotation marks the transcript as partial. The transcript is spliced from 3 exons. The record is from RefSeq and is a predicted model, not a curated record.